Molecule: messenger RNA, 5817 nt
Organism: Neopsephotus bourkii (Bourke's parrot)
Lineage: Eukaryota; Metazoa; Chordata; Aves; Psittaciformes; Psittacidae
Gene: JADE1
Product: jade family PHD finger 1
Exons: 8
Coding region: 1010-3127 (705 amino acids)
Biological process (GO): regulation of transcription by RNA polymerase II
Cellular component (GO): histone acetyltransferase complex
Source: RefSeq, a predicted model, not a curated record
UGUUUCAUUUACUACCUUAGGAAAUGGUUUGCUGUGCAACAUUUCAGCUGUUUUAAGAACCAUCCAGAUGUGCAUGUAACUAAAUACAUUAAUGUGAGAUUUUCUAGCUCUUAUCCAAGAAACCCUUAUUUUCCUUACCUUGUUUGUUAUACUUGGAUACUGUUUUCUGUUUCAAAUUAAACAGUUGUAAGGGCAGGAGUGUGCUGCAGUCCAGCUGUCUAUUUCAUGCUUAGUUGGGAUUGGAGCUGGAGAAAGUGGGAAGAACAAGGAUUAUUGCUAUUUAAUUCUACUAGAUCACUUUGAUUAAAGUCCAGGCUGGCCUGUAGGAUGUUACCAAAUGACUCACCAGUGCUGAUGGAGCCAGAACAGCCCGAUCUCUGAUACAAAGCAAAAAAUAAUGGAUAAUGCUACACUGCUUCUGCUGUCUUUAACCUUGGAGCAGGGGGACUGCAGGGGGACUGUUUAGCACUUUUGUGUUCUGUGCAGCAGCCUGCAGACCGCUGCACAGCCCCACUAGGUCUGUAUAGUGAGGAACUUCACCAACACAUCAGGUAGACCCUCUCCUUCCUUCUUCUUCCAAAGUAUUGGAGGUGGAGGUCCAAGGAGAACUUGAGAUUUUUUCCUUGUGCUGUGCAGUUUGGAACAUGGGAGCAUACUGUUUUCCUGCAGUGCUUGUAGUCUGCUCUACACUGACCUCAGCCAGUCCCUACAUAAAUGCACACACACUGGAUGUGUGUGCUCAGAUUGUUGUCUUCUCACCAGUUUCUCCUUCAGGCAUCUCCCAAGGUUGCCGGAUGGCUGGGAGACCUGUGGACUUUAGCAGAGGGAGACUGUCCAGGGGAUCCCCACCCUGUAUCUUUCAGGGAGGUGGUUUGGUAGCUGUAUCAUAUCCAGGGUUGUGUCUGAGACGAAAGGCAUCACCUUUAUACGACCCAGGAAGUACAUUGUUUCGUCAGGGUCAGAGCCUCCGGAGCUGGGCUAUGUUGACAUUCGAACCUUAGCAGACAGCAUGUGUCGCUACGAUCUCAAUGACGUGGACGUAGCGUGGUUGCAGCUUGCCAAUGAAGAAUUCAGAGAAAUGGGGAUGCCUGAGCUGGAUGAGUACACAAUGGAGAGGAUCCUAGAGGAGUUUGAACUACGAUGCUAUGAUAACAUGAAUCAUGCUAUUGAGACGGAAGAAGGACUUGGGAUUGAAUAUGAUGAAGAUGUUGUCUGUGACGUCUGUCAGUCCCCAGAUGGAGAAGAUGGCAAUGAAAUGGUGUUUUGUGACAAAUGCAAUAUUUGUGUGCACCAGGCAUGCUAUGGGAUCCUGAAGGUGCCAGAAGGCAGCUGGUUGUGCAGGACCUGCGCACUUGGCGUUGAGCCCAAGUGUUUGCUGUGUCCUAAGAAAGGUGGAGCCAUGAAGCCAACUCGAAGUGGCACCAAGUGGGUCCAUGUUAGCUGUGCUCUAUGGAUUCCAGAGGUGAGCAUUGGAAGCCCGGAAAAAAUGGAGCCCAUUACAAAGAUUUCUCACAUUCCCAGCAGCAGAUGGGCACUGGUGUGCAGCCUUUGCAAUGAAAAAGUUGGAGCUUCUAUACAGUGUUCGGUGAAGAACUGCAGAACAGCCUUUCAUGUUACCUGUGCAUUCGACCGUGGCUUGGAGAUGAAGACCAUCCUGGCAGAGAAUGAUGAGGUGAAGUUUAAGUCAUACUGUCCCAAGCACAGUUCCACCAAGAAAGUGGAUGAGGAGACUUUCAGUGAAAGCCCAGGUCAGCAGAAUGGGAAUGGGAUUCAGGACAGCUCUCUUCCCGCCCACAUUGACCCUUUCCACAGCAUGACUCAAAACCAGGAGGAGGCCCACAGAGUCAGCCUCCGCAAACAGAAACUCCAGCAGCUGGAGGAUGAGUUCUAUACCUUUGUUGAGCCUGUGGAAGUGGCUAAAGUACUGCAGCUGCCAGAGGAGUCAGUGGAAUUCCUUUACAAGUACUGGAAGCUGAAGAGAAAAGCCAACUUCAACAAGCCUUUGAUUACUCCAAAGAAGGAUGAAGAGGACAAUCUGGCCAAACGAGAACAGGAUGUUCUGUUCAGAAGACUGCAGCUCUUUACACAUCUCCGGCAGGAUCUAGAGCGGGUGCGUAAUCUCACCUACAUGGUGACCCGAAGGGAAAAAAUCAAGAGAUCUGUUUGCAAAGUUCAGGAACAGAUAUUUAAUACCUACGCAAAGCAGCUGGAACAAGAAAGAGUUUCAGGUGUGCCUUCCUCAUUCUCCUCUAUGGAUAACACAGUGCUGUUCAACAGUCCAUCUUUGGGCCCCAGUGCCCCUAAGAUAGAGGAUCUGAAAUGGCAUUCUGCAUUCUUCAGGAAACAGAUGGGCACAUCCCUAACUCAUUCCUUGAAAAAAUCACACAAGAGGGACAGAGUAAGGGAGAGCUCGGGGAAUGACAGCAAAGCCAUUCUGAGGCAGCCCAGCCAAAAAGAGAGCAGUGCAGCUCCAGGGAGCUUUUUACAUUUUGACAAGACCUUUGCAGAAACACGGAUUGCAUCAGCACAGCAGAAAAAUGGCAUAGUCAUACCAGACCACAGAAAAAGCCGAGACAAUCGUCCACAGUGCGAGGUGACCAAGGCAGAACUAAAAGAAAAGACUUCUAAACACAACCACAAACCACUGAGACCUACAGAACUCUCUCAGAGGCAAUCAGAAAGUAAAAGGGCUGUGAACCACUCCAGUGGUAGGUCAGCACCUGGCACACGGAGGGAUAUAGUGCCUAAAUGCAAUGGGGGUCUUGUGAAAGUAAACUCUAAUCAGACAGCAGCAGUUCAAGUGCCUACGACACCCACGAGCCCAGUGAAAAACUGGGGCGGAUUCCGAAUUCCAAAGAAGGGGGAAAGGCAACAGCAGGGUGAGAGCCUAGAGGAGACCUGCCGCCAGAACUCCAGCUACCCCUACUUGGGCAGAGUUUCCCCGAAGGACAGGGCAAAAGGCAAACUCAAGCCUGACAGUGAGAAUGACGGGUAUAUCCCUGAUGCCGAAAUGAGUGACUCGGAGACUGAAGUGGCUGAAAAGAAGUGCCGGCAGCAGAGGCUCAGUCCAAACACCACAAUGAGCAGAAGGACAGACAUUAUCAGGAGAAGCAUCCUGGCAUCCUGACUGGACACAGGGACACAGAGUCACUGCCUACAAGCCAACUCCACAUUAUUUAUUGAUUUGAAAGAGAAGAAUUCUUAGACCUAGCUAUAGGCUGAUGAAUGACCUAUUAUUCCUGAGCUAUAUAAACAUGUUUACAUGCACUUAAAGCUGUUUUUUUCCCCUCUCAUUCUGUGAGAAGUUUGACUCUUCUUUAUUUGCGACUAUCCUGAGUAAGCAGAGGAAUGAUGUCACUACUAAGAUGGGAUUUGUGAUGAACACUAAAAUAAGUCACAGAAACCUUUUAAAAGAGGCUAGGGUGGGUAGGGGGCAGUAGGCUGCAUUCAUCCCUUUUAGCUAAAAAGCACUGAUAAAAUUUUACUUCCUUCCCCUGCCUUCUGGAAAAGCACAAGCUCUUAAUUUAUAACUAAUGUGUACUGAAUGGAAGAUGGUUGUUUAACCAUACUGCACUGCUAAAUAUCUCAUUACAAAUGGUCACUUACCUUGGGUGGUGGUAGUCUUUCUCCUCUCUUUGCAGUUGUUUCCUGUUGCAUUCAGUUUCAGCAGAGGUGGCAGCUCAGACCCAUCUGAAAGCUCCAGAGUUUACAUGUACAUAUACCUGUGAAGUGACCAGAUUUAACCAUGUUGUUAUGCUGGAGGAGGAGGAAGGGACUGGUCAGGGCUGCAGCUGUAUUACACUGCAGGAGCUGGGAAAGAUGCAGACUGAGCACGAGGACACUCUCAGAAUGGCUCAAUUCUGAGAACAGAAGCAGGGGGAAGCUUGUGGGUUACAGCUCCCCUGAAAUAACCCACCACCAUUUAGUCAGUCACCUCCUCUGUGAGUAUGGUGACAACUCCAGAGAGAAAUUUCAAAGGCACUAGUUGGUAGGAUUUCCCAAAGUCCACUGCAGAUGCACUAAUGGUACGUACUGGGAAAGCCAGGCUUAGGAUACUAAAGGGUUGCUUUAAAAUGGACAUGAAUAUAUAUUUUUGAAUAGAAUAAAAUGGAAAGGCAAUAAAUUGUGAUUAGUUCUUUACAGUCAAAUGAAGAAAAACUAUUUCAUUCUAUUCUGGACUAGAUUUGAUGGAAGAGGGAUCUCGUAUUCUGGUUGUAUACUUUUUUAGUAAUUGCAAAUGGCAAUAACUGGUAAGCUAGGAGCAAUAAUAUCAACAGAUCAUUAGGGUACUGUUGGGCUGAGUGCACAUCUAACUAGAGUGUUAGGAGCCUCCAAGUUUUGGAAUUCUGCAUAGCUGUAAGUCAGGUAUGUACUGGUGAAAAAGCUGAAGCAGCAAUGUGUUACAUAAAGUCAGGCAUAAAAAAACCCCUCCUUUCCUACCCCCACCUCCUAGGCAGCUCUUACAUCCCCUUUUUAGUGUUAGACCCUUGCCUCUUGAGUAGGGGACAUUUAAAGCCCAGCAGAACUCUACCAUAAAUGAGUCUUCCAGAGGAUUCAAUCAAACAAACAAGGCUUAUUAGCACCCUAUCUUGCUAUGCAAGUUAUCACUUAAUGAAGUAUUUCAACUGAACAUACCCCUGUCAAUAGUUUUACAACUCCAAAGUCUUACCCUACAGAGGGAGGGGGAUUGUGCAUAAAAUAGUGUACUUUUAAAAUAGAGUGCUGGUCCCAAGAAGUUAGAUGAAUGUCGGGACUUCCAGAGGUGAAAGUCAGGGCACUGAAGAAUCUGAAGUUAUGGAGUUAUUCUUGUGGUGUGUUAAAAGUACUUGAUAGACCAUCACCUGACAGACAACAGCUGAAUGCAGGUAGGUUCUGCUCAACAUGCAGCAAGGUUUUCCAAACAGGCACUGUGCUUUUCUGUAAUAACGAAGCUUGUAACCAUAUAUGGAAUAGUUUGUUAAGCCAUAGGAGUCUAAAUUUUGAUGCUUAAGUAAACAUCUAAAUUUUGAUGCUUAAGUAAACAUUUAACCUCGCACCAGAUUGAAGGAGUUACCUUGUUAAUUUGCACUAUGAUGAACGCUAAGGUUGUGCAGAAUUAAUGCCUUACCUGUUCUGCUACCUGCUGUUUAGGUUAAUAAGCUUUGUAACUUUCAAAGUUAAAUUGAACCAAAACCAGAACCCUGUAGCACUGCAGGAUGCUCAGCUCUGUAGGUUAGGUUUGUCCCCCAUCCUUCGCUGUCAGCAGAGGAGGUGUUGGAAAUACAGCAGUGACAGUACAAACCUGCCCCGUCUUUUAUUGUGAUAGAACCAUUUGCUGCAUUUCUGUUUUUACAAGUAUUUCCUUCCAUUGUGCAGACUGACCAACAGAUCUUUGACUAUGAUUGGUGUAUUCUGUCCAACUGUAGGUUAGUUGAAAUUCUGUAAAGUUGCCUGGAAUGCCAUUUAUUAGGCUGCAGACUCACACAGACCUAAAUGAAGGGUUACCCGUGUUGUGUAUAAAUCUUAAUUUCAGAGAUUUGAGAAGGUUUGUCAUUACAUUUGUAAAAUCUUGUACAGAGGAUUUUUCACUAUGUGCCUAGCUUUGGUGUCCAUUCAGCUGAAAUUAAGAAAGGUGCAUGAAGAGAAACAGAUAGAAAUAUAAAGUAUAUGUAGAGAUGACUAUUUUAUAUUACAUGGCCCAAUCUGUAUUUAUUUUCUCCCUUUUUUGAAAUAUUUAUAAAGACCUAGUUGAAGACAGCUGUUAUUUUUUGUUAGAAUAUUCAGUAGACUUGUGCCUUUUUGUCUGUAUGUGAAUAAAUGCUGUACAUUUUUGCAGUA